AUGGGUCCAAACAGAGGCGGCGGUCGACGCACCGGCGGCGGUGGCCACCAGAACGGCCAGAAAGAAAUGAGCAAAGAGAAAGUCAAGAUGCAAAAAGAAAAAGAGGAAAAGAUGAAACGAAGAAGAGAGAGUACUGCUACCACAGAACACGGACGAGGAGGAAACGGAGGACGAGGAGGAGGACGAGGAGGAGGCGGACGAGGGAGUGGGACAUCGAACGCGAGCGAAAAGAUUGACAUGACGAGCGCGCAGCAAAAUAUGGUUGGGAAUUUGAUUAGCAGUUUGAGCUUGACUGGUGGGCGAGGAGCGAGCGCGGGCGGUUCGGCGAGUUCUGCUAUUCGCACGGACGUGGACCAAGACGACGUGGAUAGAAAAUGUUUCGAGGAGUUGACGAGGAAAAAAGGAUUCGCGGAAUCGCAGGCGAAGAAGGCGAUGGAGAAGACGACGGCGCAAAGAGCGAAGGAUGGGGAUUUGGCGCAAGGGUUCAACGAGCAAAAGAAACGCAGAGUACAUCGAGCCAUGGAUUGGUUGAUUUUGAACUGCUCGUACGAGGAGUUACCGGAGGCGUUCAAGAAAAGCGCGAAGGAGGCGAGGGAUUCGAGGAAGAAGAAGAAGGGAGGAGAAGAGGAGGACGACGAGGACGACGAGGUUGGCGCGACGGCUUCCUCUUCCUCGAGGGAAACGGACGUGACGAAGGAGUUGUUUUUUGCCGGUUUCGGGAAGAAGAUUGCAAAGAUGGCCGUUUUGAACGCUCGAGGAGAAGAGAAUAAAAAAGGCGACGUCGCGUUGGAUGAUUUGCUGUCGGCGAUGAGCGAGAGUUUGAAGAAAACGGCGCUGAAAAGAGCGAAGCUGGCGUUCGCGGAAUCUGGAUUAGAAGACGCCUCGAAAGAACGAAUCGAAGAGAUUCUUCUCGACGCGAGAAGGGAAGAGUUGGCGGAUAUUGGUGGAUUAGAUGUAGAGGAUAUUGAGGACGAUAAUUUCGCGCAGUUUGAAAUACAAAUGAAAGGCGUCGUCUCGCUCGGGAAGAAGAAACCUACGCACGCGACGCUUUCGUUGGAUUUUAGAAGAUCGAAAUUGUACCCUUUCGAGCCUCCGAGAGUACAUUUUACGCACCCGACGCUCACGUUUGGACGACAAGCGGCGGUAACGCGGGCUUUGGUGGAAGUAAGCGCGAGUGAGGAGUAUUUGGGCGAACCGAUGUUGGACGGAUUGAUCGAUUGGCUUUCCGGGGAUGGACCUUUGGAUGCGAUGGAAAAAUACCGCGUAAACGCCGAAACGUUGAUCGAUGCGUAUUACGAAGACGACGACGAAGAAGAAAACGAAAACGAAGACGACAACAAUAAAGGAGGAAUUCCGCGACCGAAAACAUUAACAAACGCAGUUCCGACUACAUCAAACAAAGGAGCUCCUCUUUCCCAAAACGACCGUCUGAAAAUUCAAAGCGAACGGGAUAAGAAAUUUGCGGAACAAAAGAAAGCGAUGUUAAAACACGAGGCGCAAACUCAAUCUCAACGCGACGCGGAAGCACUGAAAAACUUACAAGUCUUGGGCGAGCGCAUUCAAAUUGAAGAGGCGAAAGCUUUGACUUUGCCCAAAAACGUGGAAACUUCGAAAGCUUUGAAGUCGCAGUUAGAGAACAAAUUGAUGCAGAAAGAGAGCGAUCCGAUGAUGAAAGUUCGAGAAAGGUUACCUUCGUGGUCGAAGAGACACGCGCUCAUCGAAGCAAUCGAAAGAAACCAAGUCUGUGUCGUCGUCGGGGAAACUGGAUGCGGUAAAACGACGCAACUCCCGCAAUUUAUUUUAGAUAACGAAAUCGCCAAGGAGCGCGGCGCGACGACGUCGAUCAUAUGUACACAACCGCGGAGAAUUUCCGCUACGUCUGUCGCGCGUCGCGUUGCUCAAGAGCGAAAUGAAACGAUAGGGAAAACUGUUGGUUAUAGCAUUCGAUUAGAAUCGAAACAAUCCAGAGAGACGAGAAUCAUGUUUUGCACUACCGGGGUAUUGUUGCGUCGACUGACCGAAGACCCUUUGCUAGCGAAAGCGACGCACAUCGUCGUAGACGAAGUCCACGAAAGAAGCUUGGAUUCCGAUUUCUUGCUCGUGUUGCUGAGAGACGUUCUACCGCACCGGCCGACUCUGAAAGUGAUAUUGAUGUCUGCGACGCUUGACGCGGGACAAUUUCAGAGAUAUUUUAAAAAGGCGUGCGUUUUAACAAUCCCAGGCUUCACGCAUCCGGUCCAAGAACACUUCCUCGAAGAUAUCUUGAACGCGACCGGAUAUCAACCGAAACACGGCUCCGAAUAUUGCAUUCGCAUUCCAAAGAUGAAAUAUCGCGAUCAAAUUCAAAUGUCGCCGGACGAAGUUCGUUUUCACGAAUCUCUCAAACGAAGCGGGAGAUAUCCCGAAGGCGUUUUGCACGCGUUGCGUAACUUGGACGAGGAGAAGAUCAAUUACGAGUUGGUGGUGGAACUAUUGGAAAAAAUCGUGCAAACGACUCCGCAAGAGGGCGCGAUUCUCGUCUUCAUGCCCGGUCUCGCAGAAAUUCAAAAGUUACACGAGUCUUGCGCCGCUUCGCGCGUUCUGUUCAAAGCGACGGAUAACGGUACGUAUCUCAUUGCUUUGCACUCCGCGUUGGCAACGUCAGAAUCGACUAUCGCUUUCGAUAAACCCAAAAGUAAGUCGAGCAGGAAAAUUAUCAUAUCGACAAACAUUGCGGAAACUUCGAUAACGAUCGACGACGUCGUAUACGUCCUCGAUUCCGGUAAAGUGAAAGAAAACGGCUACGAUCCGAGCACGCGCAUGUUACAAUUGAAAGAACAGUGGAUUUCGCGAGCGUCUGCGAAGCAACGACGCGGAAGAGCUGGAAGAGUCCAACCCGGACAGUGUUAUCGCUUGUACUCGCGGAGAUACCACGACGAAGUAUUCGCCGAACGUCAAGAGGCAGAAAUCAAGCGCGUACCUUUGGAAGGUUUGUGCUUACAAAUUCAGCUGCAACGCAUGUCCGGCGGUAUCUCUGGCUUUCUCUCGCGAGCAUUAGAACCUCCAGAGUCAAACGCCGUUGACGUUGCCGUGAAAACUUUAAAAAGGCUAGGCGCUUUAGACGAUCGCGAUAAUUUAACGCCUCUCGGCGCGCACUUGGCGAAUUUACCCGUCGACGUUCGGGUCGGUAAAAUGUUACUCUACGGAUGCGUGCUUGGAUGCUUGGAUCCAACGCUCACAAUUGCUGCCGUGCUCGGUUCGCGAUCUCCAUUUCUCUCGCCGCUCGAAAUGCGAGAAGAAGCCGACGAAGCCAAAAUGCAAUUCAGCGAUAACGACUUCAGCGACCACUUGACGAUUCUGAACGCGUACAACGCGUGGCGAGAGGCGAAAAAUAACGGCAAGAAUUUCGAGAAGGAUUUUUGUCGCGACAACUUCCUGAGCAUGAAAGGUUUGUACGGCAUUGCCGAGCAGAGGACGCAGUUUGUGAAACUUUUACGAGAAGCUGGAUUUUUAAACGAACAACGAAAAAAGACGACGACGACAAAACAGAAAAAGAAAGUCGCGACGGUGGAGAAGACUGGUAGUAACGGUGGUGGGAUUCCUAAACCGCGCGGGGGUGUCCCGGUCGUCGUGAAUGAGGACAAUGAGGACGACGAAGAAGAUGAAGACGAAGAGAAGAAACCUGCGUGGGAAUCGGCAAACCGCCACGCUACAAACGUCCGUUUACUCAAAGCCUGUCUCGUCGCCGGAUUGUAUCCGAACGUCUCUCGAGUCGAAUCUGUGAAUAUGAACGUGCAAUCAUCCGGUAACCGAGGCCGCUCGAAUACGACUUCUAACAUCGUCUUUGGCUCGAGUCAACCGCCGCCAAAGCUGAAGUAUUUAGCCGAAGAUACCGGUAAAGAAGCGCCGAUACAAAUCCAUCCGUCGUCGAUAAACGCGAAAGCGAAACAGUUCCCAACUCGAUGGCUCGUGUACCACGAACGCGUUCAAACGGCAAGUAUUUUCAUGCGAGAUUGCACGAGCGUAACGCCGUACCAACUUUUAUUGUUCGGCGGGAAAAUUGACGUCCAACACUCAGCCGGUACCAUUCGCAUGGACGGUUGGGCGACGUUUGAAGCGAACGCGAGGAUUGGCGUCUUGUUGAAAGAAAUUCGCGCGGCGUUGGAUGGUUUGUUGAGAGAGAAAAUAGAAAAUCCAGAGGCUGAGGAAAACGCGAGAGGAGAGACAAUCGUGACGACCAUUUUGCAGCUGUUGAAUAGCGAAGCGGCGUCGUCGCUUUGA
This is a messenger RNA of Bathycoccus prasinos, 4260 nucleotides long. RefSeq lists its product with no specific name. Gene Ontology annotation, molecular function: protein binding; ATP binding; RNA binding. Lineage: Eukaryota; Viridiplantae; Chlorophyta; Mamiellophyceae; Mamiellales; Bathycoccaceae. The transcript has a single exon. The coding region runs from base 1 to 4260 and encodes 1419 amino acids. Gene Ontology annotation, cellular component: nucleus; intracellular anatomical structure. The record is from RefSeq and is a predicted model, not a curated record.